Centropristis striata (black sea bass) is the source of this 6465-nucleotide messenger RNA. RefSeq names its product zinc finger protein 521 (gene znf521). Gene Ontology annotation, molecular function: RNA polymerase II transcription regulatory region sequence-specific DNA binding; DNA-binding transcription factor activity, RNA polymerase II-specific. Gene Ontology annotation, biological process: regulation of transcription by RNA polymerase II. The record is from RefSeq and is a predicted model, not a curated record. Lineage: Eukaryota; Metazoa; Chordata; Actinopteri; Perciformes; Serranidae. Bases 812 to 5017 code for a protein of 1401 amino acids. Gene Ontology annotation, cellular component: nucleus. The transcript is spliced from 9 exons.
GGCUGACAAUGAUUUCCUCAGUGAUUACGUACAGAGCGAGUCCCUGCGGGGUAGGGGCCCCCUCUGGAGCCAUCCUGAUGGCUUUGGGGGCCUUGCUUCCAUUUUCCAUUAUUAUGUGGACUACCGGAGCGACAGCGCAGUCCAAGACCUUGCAGGUUUGUGAUGAGGAGGGAGCUUCCAUCUUCUCUCUGCUUCUUCAUCCUCUUUUAAGAGCAAUUUAGACGUAGACUUAGAUCAGAUUCCGAACCUAAUUCAUGAUUAGCUGACUGGAGUGAGAAAAGGAAGAGUCUAUAAUAGUUUUGAUGCUGUUAGGUGGAUAUGAAGUGAAAAGUGUAAUUAUCAUUUUUCCUCCUUUUUUUUGGUUUUGUUGCAUUUUUUGCACUCUCACAGGAGGCGUUUUGCUGAUGUCUUUCUCACGCGGAUGCAUUUGAGAUGAGAUGCGAAAAGCAAAUAUUCCGCUUUUAUUUCUAAACGAACAUCAUGCCUACACGCGUGUGUGUUUUCCCGGAGAAUGGAAGCGCAUGACGGGGAUUACUAUAUUCUCACACUUUUCCCGAUACCCAGCUCAACUAAAUAGAGUCGCCGAUACCGAUCGGGGUAUAAUUGGAUUUUAUUACAUCCACCUCAUCACAAAAUAACAGCAAACUCGUGUUUAGACCGCACGGCAAAGGGCUAAGUUGCAUCUUUCUGUAAUGGUAAAAAGGCAGCCGCGGUUUCGCUCAGUGGAAUUUAGAGAGACUAUACCUUUAGACUAUCCCGUCUUACACAAAUUAUCAGACAGAAACUGAGCAACUUCAGCGUUUUCUAUAGGAUGUCGCGCCGCAAGCAAGCUAAACCAAGAUCACUGAAAGUAGAAGACAAUGUGACAGAGGACCAGCACAGUCCUGGGCACACUGCCAUUCCAAGCGAUCCAGAGUGCGCCCUCGAGAGGGCGGCGGAGGAUGGUGAGACCGGGCGUCUGAGGAAGAGGCUGCUCUCUCCAGAGGAAGGAGAAGAGGGAGAGGAGGACGACGAGGAGCCUGCGCUGCACAGCUGCGACAGCUGCCGGCAGGUGUUCGAGUCGCUGAGCGAUCUCACCGAACACAAGAUUAAUCAAUGCCAGCUGACAGACGGUGGUGAUCUCGAGGAUGACCCAUCGUGUUCUUGGCCAGCAUCAUCUCCUUCCAGUAAGGACCAGACUUCUCCAGGACACUGCGAGGACUAUGAUUUUGGCGAGGAUGAAGGGGGACCUGGCUUACCGUACCCAUGCCAGUUCUGCGACAAGUCUUUCAGCCGAUUAAGCUUCCUCAAGCGUCACGAACAGAGCCACGGCGAUAAGCUCCCUUUCAGCUGCACCUUUUGCAGUCGCUUGUUCAAGCACAAGCGCAGUCGAGACCGACACGUGAAGCUACACACCGGUGAUAAAAAGUAUCACUGUGGAGAGUGUGACUCUGCCUUUUCCCGCAGCGAUCACCUCAAAAUCCACAUGAAAACUCACGCCUCUAACAAACCCCACAAGUGCCCCGUGUGCCGCCGAGGCUUCCUCUCCUCAAGCUCUCUCCACGGCCACAUGCAAGUACACGAAAGGGGUAAAGAUGGCAGCAGCUCAAGCCUUUCUAGAGCUGACGAAUGGAAGCUGAAAGAAACUCGCAAAUGCAGCCGCUGUGAGGAGGGCUUUGAUGUCCCAGAGGAGCUCCAGAGGCACAUCGCUGAGUGCCACCCCGAGUGCUCUCCAUCAGAGGAUGGAGGCCUGGGUGCCACCCUGCAGUGCAUUUACUGCCAUGAGCCCUUCAGUGACGAGGGCACCCUGCUGACUCACAUUGACCAGGCCCACAGCCGAGACAGGAAGGGCCACACCUGUGCUAUCUGCAACGAGCACUUUCUCUCUGUUGAGGACCUCUAUGCUCAUAUGGACAUCCACCAGCUCCCUGAGUCUAGUAACCACAGCAACAGCCCUUCUUUGCUGACGGUGGGCUACACCUCUGUCUCUAGCACCACUCCUGACUCCAACCUCUCUGUCGACAGCUCCACAAUGGUGGAGACAGCACCACCUGUGCCCAAGACAAGGGGGAGGAGAAAGAGGGCAGCUCAGAACACAUCAGACAUGGGAGGACGUUCCUCCAAACAGCCAAAAGUCUCCUACAGUUGCAUCUACUGUAACAAGCAAGUAUUCUCCAGUUUGGCUGUGCUUCAAAUUCACCUGCGAACCAUGCAUCUGGACAAGCCAGAGCAGGCUCACACUUGCCAGUUUUGUCUGGAGGUGUUGCCGUCUUUAUUAAAUCUAAAUGAACACCUUAAGCAGGUGCACAAUGCAGAAGACCAUGCUGCCCUGUUAGUCAGUUUACCUGACGCCCUCCUUCAAUGUAACUUCUGCCCUGAGGUAUUGAGUGACCUCAACGCCCUCCAGGAACACAUUCGCUGCUCACAUGGCUUUCCCAGUCCUGUGGCAAAGGAGAGCAAUGCCUUCUUCUGCCCCCAGUGCUUCAUGGGGUUCUUGACAGAGGCUACCCUGGAGGAGCAUGUUCGUCAGACUCACUGUGAUGGGGGAAGCCUGCGCUUUGACUCCCCCUUGGCUGUAACUCCCAAGGAGUCUAUAGUAGAGGUGUAUUCCUGUUCGUACUGCACCAACUCCCCUAUAUUCAACAGUGUCCUGAAGCUCAACAAGCACAUCAAGGAGAAUCACAAGAACAUUCCACUGGCACUGAACUACAUCAACAAUGGAAAGAAAUCCCUGCGCACUCUCAGCCCCUCUUCUCCAAUAUCUGUUGAACAAACCAUGCCAAAACAAGGCAGCUCAGCCUCACGUGCUGCCAGUGAGUUCAUAUGUAACCAGUGUGGAGCCAAGUAUACCAGCCUGGACCUUUUCCAAACUCACCUAAAAACUCAUCUGGACAUCCUGCAGCCUCAACUCACUUGCCCUCAGUGCAACAAAGAGUUCCCCAACCAAGAGUCCUUGUUGAAGCAUGUGACAAUUCACUUCACUAUUACCUCCACUUAUUACAUCUGUGAGAGCUGUGACAAGCAGUUCACUUCAGUGGACGACCUGCAGAAGCACCUUCUCGACAUGCAUACCUUUGUGUUCUUUCGUUGCACUCUGUGUCAGGAGGUGUUUGACUCAAAGGUGUCUACCCAGCUCCACCUGGCUGUAAAGCACAGCAAUGAGAAAAAGGUGUAUCGCUGCACCUCCUGCAACUGGGACUUCAGGCAUGAGACUGACCUUCAGCUACACGUCAAGCACAGCCACCUGGAAAACCAGGGCCGUGCCCACCGCUGCAUUUUUUGUGGGGAGUCCUUUGGCACAGAGGUGGAGCUGCAGUGCCACAUCACCACCCACAGCAAGAAGUAUAACUGUCGCUUCUGCAGUAAGGCCUUCCACGCCAUCGUCCUCUUGGAGAAGCACUUGAGGGAGAAACACUGUGUGUUUGAGGGAAAGGCACAGAACUGUGGUGCUAAUGGCUCUACUGUAAGUGGUGGCGAUGGCCAGCCUAAAGAAGAUGCUGAGCUCCAUGGUCUCCUCACUAACAGCCAUGGUCCAGGGGCAGUUGGAGGGUCUGUGGUGGAGUCCCAUAACAGCCAUGAUGGAAGUGAGGAGGAGGUGGACACUGCAGAGCCCAUGUAUGGGUGUGACAUCUGUGGGGCAUCUUACACCAUGGAGUCACUCCUCACAAACCACCAGUUGAGGGACCACAAUAUACGCCCUGGUGAAAGUGCCAUGAUGAAAAGGAAAGCUGAUAUGAUCAAGGGCAACCACAAGUGCAAUGUCUGCUCUCGCACCUUCUUCUCUGAGGCCGGGCUGAGGGAACAUAUGCAGACCCACCUUGGGCCUGUCAAGCACUAUAUGUGCCCCAUCUGUGGGGAGCGCUUCCCUUCCUUGCUCACCCUGACUGAGCACAAGGUCACCCAUAGCAAGAGUCUGGACACAGGCAGCUGCCGCAUUUGUAAGAUGCCCCUGCAAAGUGAGGAGGACUUCCUGGAACAUUGCCAGAUGCACCCUGACCUGAGGAACUCCCUGACAGGUUUCCGCUGUGUCGUGUGCAUGCAGACAGUCACCUCUACAUUGGAGCUCAAGAUCCAUGGUACCUUCCACAUGCAAAAGACAGGCACUAUGAGCGGCAACCCACAACCCAUGGGCCGCAGCAACAUCAUCUCUCACAACCAGCAGCAACACCAUAUCCAAAAACCUUUCAAGUGCGCCUCUUGCCUGAAAGAUUUCCGGUCCAAACUAGACCUUGUGAAGCUGGACAUCAAUGGACUGCCUUACGGACUCUGUGCAUCCUGCGUGACAGCAGCUGGCUCCAAGAGCUCCAGCCCGACAGUGAAUGGAGGGCGGCAACAGCAGCAGCAUGGUGGAGCCACCACUCCAGCAACAACUACAGUCGCGUGGAUCCAGGGGGAGAGUCUCAGCCCUGGAGAAGGGAAAGGCAAAGCCGUCUCUUCAUCAUCGUCAUCCUCUUCUACGUCCUCAUCAUCCGCUGCCAAGACAAGAUGCUCCAGCUGUAAUGUGAAGUUUGAGUCUGAAGCAGAGUUGCAAAACCAUAUUCAGACGGUGCAUCGGGAGCAGGGUGGGGACAGCAACGGCGGGCAGCUCAAGACCCCUCAGGUGUCCCCCAUGCCGAGAGCCAGUCCCUCACAAACUGAAGAGAAGAAGACAUACCAGUGCAUCAAAUGUCAGAUGGUGUUCUACAGUGAAUGGGACAUCCAAGUCCAUGUGGCCAACCACAUGCUGGGCUCACAAGUAUCUGGAUCACAUCACCAAAUAGAGGAAGGAUUGAACCAUGAAUGCAAGCUCUGUAGUCAGUCAUUCGACUCACCAGCGAAGCUUCAAUGCCACCUGAUUGAGCACAGCUUUGAGGGCAUGGGAGGAACCUUCAAGUGUCCGGUCUGCUUUACAGUGUUCGUCCAGUCCAACAAGCUCCAGCAGCACAUCUUCUCUGCACACGGCCAGGAGGAUAAGAUCUACGACUGCUUGCAGUGCCCACAGAAGUUCUUCUUCCAGACAGAGUUACAGAACCAUUCGUUGACUCAGCACAGCAGCUAACAUGGCAAAGAUCAGCGCCGUGGCCGAGAACAAGGAUCACAUGACGCAGAGAAUAAUGUCUGACCGCCAAUUACCGUCAGUGCAGUUUCCCACUGACUGUCUUGCACUGAACUCUCGAUUCAGUUUCACCACAAGGAACCAUGCCACAGCAAGAAAAAAGAAAAGCAAAGAAAAUAAAAGAAUGUGGGGGGAAAAGAACAUAAAAGAACCCUCUCCGUUCUUUACUAACCAUUAUUUCAAAAAUAAAGAAAAAGCCAACUUGUUUGUACAUAGAAUUCUUCAUGUGUUGCUUAACUACAGCUAUAUUGCAAUCUUAUACAGUAUUUGCCAAUGUACAGUUCAAAAUGUUUGUCCAAAAAAAGAGAAAGGGGGGGAAAAAAAUAUCAAUGAUGUUGUCAAUCAGACCAGAUGGGACUCAACCAGUUGUGUAAAGGAGAAACAGGGUGCCAGUGAGAGCGUAGGAAGCCGUAGGAACCGGCAAGUGUUGUCAGGAGGACUCUUUUCAUCAGCGCCACUCCUACUGCGCAGUAUGUCACUCUGUAUCCUAACAUGGUCAAUCAUUAUGGGGUAGAAAAGCUUGAUUCACCAGCAUAGGCUGAGAUCUUGUCUGUGUCCGUCGUAACAUGGCUGCCAGAGGACCAGCUGAGAACGGCGGUGCGACUAAUCUGCACUGCCUGCGCUGGAGUUCAGACGAGAGGCAAAAAAAUAAAAAAAGAGGAAAGAAAAAACAACACAGAACAGGAAAACAGGACAGGAUGCUGAUAUAUGCAAACGCAGUGACACAGAUUUGGAAAAGGCUAGUUCCUCUGGUUGGCUCGUGAACAGAGGCGUGAAGCUCCCAUGUGGCUCUCAGAGCAUGGGGAAAUCUCCAGCCCACUGACUCAACCUGUACAUUUCUGUUGUCAAUGUUUACUGCUCAUUGAAGCCUGGAGAUUACUGGAAUUUUUUUUUUCUCUUUAUGUUUUGUUAUCUAUUCCUAUGUUUUUGCAGCAGGGGGAGAAAAUCCUUUUGGAUUUUGGGGUCAAGAAGACUGCACAUAAUUUCAGUCUGUUUUGGGGAUAUACCGUGGUUCCAAAACUUUGUCCCAGGCUCUCCUGGAGAGUGCCCAAGUACUCCUCUCGUUUUCUUUGCAGUGUCCCAUUGCUCUCUGCUCAAGCUGGAAGCCACUGUGGCAUCAUACGAAAACUUUAAAGCAUUCUGUUAUGUAAAUGUUUUGCAUUCAUUGAACCUGAGAUGCACUUUUGUAUAAAACUUUAAUGUUUUGACAUUUUGAUUGAGAAUUGUUCGUACACAGUUUACAGGAAAUCAUCAUCUCCUGCAGCAAAAGGACAGUUAUCUCUGAUGUUAUUAAAAUGUAUUGUACAAAUAUGGAGUUCUGUAUUUGGCAGACCUCGUUUUUUUGUGUUGCACAUGUGAUGGAAAUAUUAAAAACUGUAUGAGGAAAUGGC